CGAAUCUCGAACCAUAAUACGAUACGAUUGUCGAUCUUACUAAUUCAUUGACGUUAUAGCUCCUUCUCCUUAAUAUUCCUUUUUAGAGUAAUUCAGAUUAAGUUGAAGACGACACGGUGCGUAUAAGUAGUGCGAUAAUUGUAAAAUAACAGGCUCCGUUAUUAUUUUCCAAAACAGUGUGGGAUAAUCAGAAGCGGUAAAAUGACGGAAUCUGAGAAUAUUUUCUUAUUUGUGCCCAACAUUAUUGGCUAUGGCAGAGUGAUUUUGGCUAUCAUAUCUUUUUAUUUUAUGAGAACUAAUUAUGUUAUUGCAUCAUGGUGUUACAUUAUUAGUGCACUAUUAGAUGCAGUGGAUGGUCAUGCAGCAAGAUAUUUCAAUCAAAGUACCAAAUUUGGUGGUAUGUUAGAUCAGUUAACUGAUCGUGUUGGUACCAUGUGUCUUUUAGCUACAUUGUGUAUGUUUUAUCCAUCAUACUCAUUCUGGUUUCAAUUAAGCAUGGCCAUUGACAUUAGUUGCCAUUGGAUAUAUUUGCAUACAUCACUUUUGCAAGGAAAAACAAGUCAUAAAUUUAUUGAUAUGUCUGAAAAUGCGAUUAUGAGUGUGUAUUAUACAAAUCGUAUAGUCCUAUUUAUUAUGUGUGCUGGUAAUGAAGCCUAUUAUGCUGCGCUAUAUCUCCUUUACUUUACAGAAGGACCUACUUUUCUUGGUAUAAGUUUAUUUAGAUUGGUAAUGUAUCUUUCUGCACCAAUAGCAUUUGUUAAAACCUGUAUCUCAUUGUUACAUGGAUACGUAGCCUGUAUUAAUUUAAGCAUUAUUGAUCUGAAGGAAAGACAAGAGCGUUUAAAAGUGAAUUAAGUUAUUGCAUUUAUUAAGUAUUUAGCCAAAAUAAAGAUGAUUCAUCUUCCUAAGUU
Bombus pyrosoma is the source of this 911-nucleotide messenger RNA. It is a transcript of the gene Pis, whose product is annotated as CDP-diacylglycerol--inositol 3-phosphatidyltransferase. The transcript has 5 exons. Gene Ontology annotation, cellular component: membrane; Golgi apparatus. Gene Ontology annotation, biological process: phosphatidylinositol biosynthetic process. The record is from RefSeq and is a predicted model, not a curated record. Gene Ontology annotation, molecular function: CDP-diacylglycerol-inositol 3-phosphatidyltransferase activity. Bases 202 to 855 code for a protein of 217 amino acids. NCBI's taxonomy places the organism in Eukaryota, Metazoa, Arthropoda, Insecta, Hymenoptera, Apidae.